UUGUGGCUUUCUGUUUCCACUGUCAGUCUCUCCCUCUCUCUUCUCUGCUCGCCGCACUGGUGCUGACAUUUCUCUCCAGCAUCACCAGCGGAGAGGAGGAGGAGGAGGAGGAGGAGAAGGAGGAAGGAGAGGUUGUGUCAGGUGGAAACGGGGACCUCUAUGGAUAUCAUCAUCACCCUCCACCGGCUCGCAGCCUCAGCACCGACAGCAUCUCCCGGCCGGCGGUCACUGCGCCCCUUCUAUUGCGCCAAGGCGUCGGAUUUCCAGGGCGGUGCGCACUCCCCGGGCUGCUGCUGCUGCUGCUGCUCCCGUAAUUACCCGGUCAACCCGCUUCCUAGUGCAGUGAGGACUAAUCGAGGGAAGACCCAGCUGGAAUAAACGCGGAGCGUCGGUCUCCUCCAUUGAUAAACCUGCUCUGCUCAUCGAUUCAACCCAGCGACGUCUUGGAUAUAGAGGAGGAUAAAACCAAUCCUGACACGGAAUCUAAAGGGCGUCGGGCGCGAUGGCUAAUGCCUCCCCAGACCUGGACAACGCGGAAGCCCAGCGCCAGCUCAACAACAACAACCGACCAAUCAGCUCUGGGUUCUGGGAGACAGAGUGUACUAGCUCCAAGCUGUUCGAGUGCUCCCGCAUCAAGGCCCUGGCAGAUGAACGAGAUGCGGUGCAGAAGAAGACUUUUACUAAGUGGGUCAACUCCCACCUGGCCAGAGUGUCCUGUCGCAUAUCCGACCUCUACAACGAUCUAAGGGAUGGAUACAUGCUCACCAGACUGCUGGAAGUCCUCAGUGGAGAGCUCCUGCCGCGGCCCACACGGGGUCGCAUGCGAAUCCACUGCCUGGAAAACGUUGACAAAGCCCUGCAGUUCCUCAAAGAGCAGAGAGUUCACCUGGAAAAUGUCGGUUCUCAUGACAUAGUCGAUGGAAACCACCGCCUCACCCUGGGCCUUAUCUGGACCAUCAUCUUACGCUUCCAGAUCCAGGUUAUCAAAAUAGAGACGGAGGACAACAGAGAAACUCGCUCGGCCAAGGAUGCGCUGCUGCUUUGGUGCCAGAUGAAGACGGCAGGGUAUUCUGAGGUCAACAUCCAGAACUUCACCACCUGCUGGAGAGACGGCCUGGCUUUCAACGCCCUCAUACACAGACACAGACCCGACCUGAUCGAGUUCCACAAGCUGACGCGGUCCAAUGCAACCCACAACCUCCAGCAAGCCUUCAACAUCGCAGAGCAGCACCUGGGCCUCACCAAGCUCCUGGACCCUGAAGAUGUGAACACAGAGAACCCAGAUGAAAAGUCCAUCAUUACAUACGUGGUCUCCUAUUACCACUACUUCUCCAAGAUGAAGGCUCUUAUUGUGGAGGGGAAGAGGGUUGGCAAGGUGCUAGAGAACUGUGUGGAGUCAGAGAAGAUCAUCAACCGCUACGAGGCUCUGGCGUCGGAGCUGCUGGAGUGGAUAGAGAAGACCAUCGCCGUCAUCAGCAACCAGAAGUUCGCCAACUCGCUAACGGGAGUUCAGCAGCAGCUGCAGGCCUUCACCACCUACUGCACUAUAGAGAAGCCCAUCAAGUUCCAGGAGAAGGGGAAUCUCGAGGUUCUUCUCUUCACCAUCCAAAGCAAACUCAGAGCCAAUAACCAGAAACCCUACGUGCCUCAUGACGGGAAGCUCAUCUCAGACAUUAACAAGGCCUGGGAGAGGCUGGAGAAGGCGGAGCAUGAGAGAGGCGUGGCUCUGCGUAAGGAGCUGAUUCGUCAGGAGAAGCUGGAGCUGUUAGCUCAGCGCUUCGACCACAAAACCACCAUGAGGCAAGCGUGGCUCAACGAGAACCAGAGGCUUGUAUCGCAGGACAACUUUGGCUACGACCUACCAGCAGUCGAGGCGGCGAUGAAGAAACACGAGGCCAUCGAGGCGGACAUCGCCUCGUACGAAGAGCGAAUCGGCGUGGUCGUUGAGCUCGCCGGAGAGAUGGAGACGGAGGGCUACUACGACAUCCGACGCAUCUUGGCUCGUAAGGAGAACAUCCUGGGCCAGUGGAGUCUGCUGAAGGUGCUGGUGGCUGGGAGGAGGACCCGGCUGGAGAAGAAUCUGGCCCUGCAGAAGACUUUCCAGGACAUGGUGUACAUGAUCGACUGGAUGGAAGACACACAGGUCCAGCUGCUGUCAAAGGACUUCGGGAAGCAUCUCCUGGAGGUGGACGACCUGCUGCAGAAACACAGUCUGCAGGAAGCCGAUAUCACUGUGCAGGCUGAGAGAGUCGAGACGCUCAACACUGCUGCACUCAAAUUCACCACAAUAGAGGGUUACCAACCAUGUGACCCGCAGGUGAUCUGUAACCGUGUCAACCAUGUGUCUUCCUGUCUGGAGGAGCUGAAACAGCUGGCGGCCAAAAGACGAGCUGAACUCGAGGAGUCGAGACAACUGUGGGCCUUUUUUCAGGAGCUGGAGGAGUCGGAGGCCUGGAUCAGAGAGAAAAGCUCCAUCCUCGGAGCUCAGGGUUAUGGGAAGGACCUGAGCAGUGUGCUGAGGUUACUACAGAAACACAAGACUCUGGCCGGGGAACUGCUGGCUCACCGCUCACUGCUGCAGAACACCAUGAAGCGAGGGAAGCAGAUUCUGAGCGAGAAGAGCUUCGGCACAGCGGGGAUCCAGGAGCGCAUCAUGGAGGUUAAAGGCGAGUGGAAGAGUCUGGAGGACCAGGCUGCGCAACGUCUCGGCCACCUGCAGGAGGCACUCAACUUCUUCCAGUUCUCCACGGAGAUGGAUGACCUGGUGGCCUGGCUGCAGGACGCCUACCGCCUGGUCUCCAGCGAAGACUUCGGGCACGACGAGUACUCCACUCAGUCCCUGCUGAAGAAACACAGAGGGGUCAGCGAGGCGGUGGACAAGCAUCGCCUGCAUGUGGUGGCGCUGCGAAAACACAUGGUGGCGCUGCCCCUGCAAUACCGUGAACAGGAGGAGGUGCAGAUGCGCAUGGGAGAGGUGGAGCAGCUGUACACGGAGGUCGCUGAGGUGGCUGUGCUCAGGCAGCAGUGGCUUCACGACGCCCUCGCCGUCUACCGCAUGUUCAGCGAAGUCAACGCCUGCGAACUGUGGAUCGAUGAGAAGGAGCAGUGGCUGGACAAGAUGGAGAUCCCUGAGAAACUGGAGGACGUGGAGGUGGUGGCCCACAGGUUUGAGAGCCUGGACCAGGAGAUGAACAGCCUGAUGGGAAGGAUCCUGGACGUUAAUCAGAUAGUUCAGCAGCUGCUGGAUGGAGGUCAUCCAUCUUCUACGGAGGUCAGAGGUUGUCAGGACCACCUCAACUCCAGGUGGAACAGCAUCGUGGAGCUGGUGGAACUGAAGAAAGAUCAGCUGGACUCGAUGCUGCGCCUGCAGAACUACCUGCUGGAGUGCGCCGAGAUCAAGUCCCAGAUCCAGGACAAGAGAAAAGCCAUAGACGCCACCCAGUACGUCAGCAGUGAUUUGGGAGGAGUCCUCGCUGUGCAGCGACGUCUCUCCACCAUGGAGGGAGCCCUGUCUGUCCUGGAGCCCAAGCUCCUACAUCUACAGGAAGAGGCUGAACAUCUGGCCACCGCUCACCCGGGUCGGGCCAUAGAUGUUCUGGUGUCGUUCGAUGGCAUCAGUGUGGAGUGGGAGGAGCUGAAACGGACCCUGCAGGGAUGUGAGGACUCGCUGAUGGUGGCGAGCAGACUGCAGAGCUUCAUACAGGAUCUGGACUCGUUCCUCACCUGGUUGGUCCAGACGCAGACGGCCGCUGCCUCCGACCAACUUCCCAACAACCUGGAGGAGGCAGAGAAACUCAUCAACAAGCACGCUGCUCUGAAGGAGGAGAUCGGACGGUAUGAAGAGGACUACGAGCGCCUCCAGGCCAUGAACGAGCUGCUGGAGUCGGAGGAGGCUCCUCUUCCUCAGGCCGCUCUGCAGCAGUGGCUCCAGAAGCUCGACGUCGGCUGGAACAAGCUGCUGGAAAUGUGGGAAAGCAGGAGGGAAGUUCUGGUCCAGGCUCACAUCUUUCAUCUGUUCCUGCGCGACGUCAAACAGGCCGAGUCCUUCCUUAACAACCAGGAGUCGGCCCUCGCUCACGUGGAGCUGCCCACCACCGUGGAAACAGUGGAAGCGGCCAUAAAGAAACACAAGGACUUCACCACCACCAUGGAGCUGAACCUGCACAGGAUCAAAGCUGUGAUCGAGGCCGGAGAAAGUCUCAUCAGCCAGAGCAACAUCUACUCCGAGCGCAUCCGGGAGCGAAUCGACACCCUCGCCAACAGGGGAAACCAGAACAGGGAGCUGGCUCAGCAGUGGCUGGAAAAGCUCAACGACCAGUGGGAACUUCAGAGGUUUCUGCAGGACUGUCAUGAGCUGGGGGACUGGGUGUAUGAGAAGAUGCUGAUGGCGAGGGACAGCAGCAGAGACGAGACCCAGAAGCUUCAUAAGAAAUGGCUGAAGCACCAGGCCUUCAUGGCCGAGUUGGCCCAGAACAAGGAAUGGCUGGACAAGAUUGAAAAGGAGGGCCAGCAGCUGAUCCAGGAGAAGCCGGAGCUCAGCCCCGUGGUCCGGAAGAAGCUGGAGGAGAUCAGGGAGUGCUGGCAGGAUCUGGAGAGCACCACUCAGGCCAAAGCGCGCCAACUCUUCGAGGCCAACAAGGCCGACCUGCUGGUGCAGAGUUACGAAAGCCUCGACCAGAGACUGAGCCAGCUGGAGUGUCAACUGGCCUACGUGGACCAGGGACAGGACCUCACCACGGUCAACAAGCAGCUGAAAAAACUACAGACCAUGGAGGCACAGAUGGAGGAGUGGUAUAAGGAGGUGGGGACGCUCCAGGUGCAGGCGGCCUCCAUCCCCCAGCAGACGCAGGUCAAGGAGACGGUUGCCGAGCGACAGACCACGGUCGAGGCCAGGAUGGUGCGUUUGAUCGAGCCGCUGAAGGAGAGACGACGCAUCCUGCUGGCGUCAAAAGAAGUUCACCAAGUUGGACGAGACCUGGAGGACGAGAUUUUGUGGGUCCAAGAACGUCUCCCCAUGGCCAUGUCUCAGGAGCAUGGUUCUAGUCUGCAGGCCGUCCAGCAGCUCAUGAAGAAGAACCAGACGCUUCAGCGGGAGCUGCAGGGCCACCGGGGCAGAAUAGAAGAUGUCCUGGAGCGGGCGGCCAUCAUUGCUUCCAUACGCAGCCCAGAGGCCGACUGUGCCCGGGCCGGCCACGACCAGCUGGCCCACUUCUGGGCUCUGCUCUGGGCCGAGACCGAGAGGAGGCAGCUGGUCCUGGACGCCAUGUACCAGGCCCAGCAGUACUACUUCGACACGGCCGAGGUGGAGGCCUGGCUGAGCGAGCAGGAGCUGCACAUGAUGAAUGAGGAGAAGGGGAAGGACGAGCCAAGCACACUGCAGCUGCUAAAGAAACACUUGAUCCUGGAGCAAACCAUCGAGGACUACGCAGAGACCAUCGGCCUCCUUUCGCAGCAGUGUCGACAGCUGCUGGAGAUGGGACAUCCAGACUUUGAACAGAUCAGCAAGCGUCAGUCCCAGAUCGACCGUCUGUACGUGUCCCUGAAGGACCUGGUGGAGGAGAGGAAGAGUCGUCUGGAGCAGCAGUACUGGCUCUACCAGCUCAACCGGGAGGUGGACGAGCUGGAGCAGUGGAUCGCCCAGAGGGAGGUGGUCGCCAGCUCGCCCGAACUGGGUCAAGACUACGAGCACGUCACUGUCCUGCAGGAGAAGUUCACCGAGUUCGCCUCGGAGACGGGCAGCGUGGGGCAGGAGCGGGUGACGGCCGUCAAUCAGAUGGUGGACGAGCUCAUCGACUACGGCCACUCGGAGGCGGCCACCAUCGCCGAGUGGAAGGACGGCGUGAACGAGGCCUGGGCCGACCUGCUGGAGCUCAUGGAGACCCGGGCACAGAUGCUCGCCGCCUCGCACCAGCUGCACAAGUUCUUCUCCGACUGCAGAGAGGUUCUGGCUCAGAUUGAGGACAAACAUCGAAGGCUGCCUGAAGUCCGGGCUCGGCAGGGCAGCACCGCCAACACCAGCACCCUGCAGAGACUCCUGCACAGCUUUGAACAGGACAUACAGCUGCUCGUCACACAGGUGCGUCAGCUGCAGGAGAGCGCGGCCCAGCUGAGGACGGUGUACGCCGGCGAGAAGGCCGAAGCCAUCGCCUGCCGCGAGCACGAGGUGAUGCAGUGUUGGAAAGAGCUGCUGACGUCCUGCGAGGAGUGUCGGCUGCAGAUCACCACCGAGACGGACAAGCUGAGGUUCUUCAGCAUGGUCCGGGAUCAGCUGAUGUGGAUGGACUCGAUCAUCUGUCAGAUAGGGACGGGAGAGAAGCCCAGGGACGUGUCCUCGGUGGAGGUGCUGAUGAACUAUCACCAGAGUCUGAAGAGUGAAGUGGAGGCUCGUAGCCGGAGCAUCCUCGAGUGUAUCGAGAUGGGAAAGAUGCUGCUGGCUGCUAGAAACCCUGCAGCUGAAGAGAUCAAGGAGAAGCUGGACAAGGUGAUCGCUAAGGAGCAUGAAAUGUCUGAGAAGUGGGACAGACACUGGGAAUUCCUACAGCAACUGUUGGAGGUUCACCAGUUCGCCCAGGAGGCGGUGGUGGCCGAGGCCUGGCUCACUGCUCAGGAGCCCGUCAUCAAUAGCAACGAGCUCGGCGACAGCGUGGACGAGGUGGAGCAGCUGAUUCGACGCCACGAAGCCUUUCGCAAAGCCGCCGCCACCUGGGAGGAGAGAUUCAGCUCGCUGCGACGGCUAACUACGGUGGAAAAGCUGAAAGCAGAACAAAGUAAACUCCCCCCGACUCCUCUCCUGGGUCGUAAAGUCUUCCUCGACCACCAAGACGGCCCCCCCACUCCAGCCACGCUCCCCCGCCUCCCGAUCUCCCCCGUCAUGAGACAGACCAUCUAUGAACAGAACGAAGCCAGCUCACCUCCCUCCCCCUCUCCCGCCACGCCGACUCCCUCCCCGUCGUCUGUGGUCCGGAGACUGGGCUCGACGGUCGCCAACUACACCCCCGUGAUGAACGGCUCCAGCUACCGCCACACCCUGGAGGCCCGGCACGCCGGCGUGGUGGGCGUGGCCGCGGGGCUGGUCCAGCCCUCUCCUUCCUCCAUAGCGUCUGUUGCCACGGCAGCGAUGCUGGUGUCAGCGAACCAGGUGCGAGAAAGCGCCGGCACGGCGAGAGACCAGGGGGCGAAGGUGAUGAGCCACCUCCAGCCGGCUCAGGCAGCGAGGGAGCUGGAGGCCAAAUCCUCCACGUAUCUACGGCAACCCAAAAUCAAACACCUGGACGACGCCGUGACGCCGCUGCUGGUGGCCAGUCGCCUGGAGAAAGCCCGGGAGAGGGAGAGGGGGAGGGAGAGGGAGAUGAUGAUGGGGGAGAUCGGCACGGAGAAGGCGGAGGUGGCCGUGAUGGCCGAGGUGGUGCUCCAGGAGCCGAGCCGGGAGCGCCUGCACAGCGAGCCCACCAGGGGGCCCCGGGGGUCCAGGACCGACCCGCUGGGCCACGCCGAGCCCCAGGUCCAGACGCACGCCCACCACCGGGACCACAGGAUAGAGCGGCAGCUGUCCAGCGAGCAGCUGAUCCAGGCGCGGAGGGACGAGCUGCCCCAGGAGGUGUGGAGGGAACACGCCGAGCGGCGGGACAGGCGGACGCUGGAGAGGCAGACGUCCAGCGAGCAGGAGGGACACGGGGGACACGACAGCCGGCGCAGAGAGAGGGACAGACACCGGGUGGACAGACAGGAGUCCAGCGAACACGACACGGGGAAGGAGCACUCGGACAGACGCUCGGGAGGAGGAGAAAGGAGGACGACCAUGGCAGAGAUCGUAGAGCAGCUGCAAGAAAGAGAAGCAGCACAGGCCCGUGGUGAGGUCCCCCGUGUGCCUAAUGGGGUACCAGAGAAGUCUUCCCGUUCCGACCGGCCUCGAGCUCGGGACCGGCCCAAACCGCGGCGCCGGCCUCGACCCAAAGAGCCCGGAGAGACGACGCGGAGGUCCCGGUCUGCCCCGGCCCAGAGCAGCCCGGCCGUCCCCCAGCCGCCGACACACACAGCACACCACGAGGGCUUCCUCUUCCGCAAGCUGGACAUCGAGAGCCUGAAGAAGAGCACCAAUAGCAGGUCAUGGGUCAACUUGUACUGCGUGCUGAACAAAGGGGAGAUGGGAUUCUACAAGGACGCCAAGAACACCAACACGCCCUACAACAACGAGCCGCUCCUGAACCUCUCCCACUGCCACUGCGACGUCACCAACGGCUACAAGAAGAAGAAGAACGUCUUCACGCUCAAGACAAAGGAUGGCAGCGAGUUUUUGUUCCAUGCAAAAGAUGAGGACGACCUCAAAGCUUGGGUGGCCAGCAUCACCGCCAGUAUUUCGGAGCACGAGGAGAUUGCCAAAUGGGGUCAGCCCCAACCAACUACCUCAUCCACCGACGAGGGCACGCGCCGCGACGGCAGCAAGGCGGACAACAGGUCGGAGCGAGGCGGCGAGCCCGAGCGGAUCGAGCCGGCGGACAAGGAGAAGGAGAAGGAGAAGGAGAAAGAGAAGGAGAAGGAGAGAGAGAAGGAAAGAGAAAGAGGGGAGCGCUCGGAGAGGUCGGACCGGGGCGGGAAGUCGGACGGGAAACGCUCGGAAAAGUCCAGCAAGAAAAAGUGAGCAAGUGCGAACGACGGAUUGGUCGGAAUUUGAAGCGUCUGAACUCCGCGUUGGGAGGCGGGGCCGCAGACUGGAGGUGAACGCCCCCCCUUCCUUGUCUCCGCCUCCAACACUGUCAACAGAGCAGUUGCGUUCGGUGGAUGGAAAGGAAUGAAGGAUUUGAUUUCCCAGGCUCACUCAUAGGACGGAUUUGAUUUGGAGCAGGAGACAUCUCUCUUUCCCUCUCUCUUCUGUGUCUCUGUGAGAACACGCAGAGUCAGUGGCGCCCCCCACUUCCCCCUGGUGGCCGUUUCAGAGAACUGCAGCGGACAGAGUUUUUUUUUGUGCUGCUGACGCCCGGGGCAGCGUUAACACGAGAGAGAGACGGGACGCGCAUCACGUUAAUUUGAAAGGCUGUUACUGAUUGCUGGUAGUGUGAUAAAAAAAAACGUAGCUCAUACUGUUCCAUGUUUGUUUUUUCUAUGAGAUGAGCUGUAUCUGUAUGUAUUUCCCGUCUGUCCGUCCUAUCUACUGUAUCUAUCUGUCUGUCUGUAAGUCGAGACAUCCUACACUCUGUCUUAUUACUCCUCGGAAAGAGAAUGAAAUUAUGCCAAAACGUUUUACAGACAAACAUAGACUUUUUUCUUUUGGUUGUUGUAUCCACUUUAUCCCAUCUUAAUCUAGAUCUGGCCACGAUAAAAAAUUAAAAAACAAAAAAAGAGUAGAACUAGAUUGAAAACAUCUGAUCUUCACGUCUGUGCUGAUUCGAGGGAGGAGAGAAGAGUAUUUAUUAUUAACUUGAUAAAAUAAGAUCCUAAAAUGUUGAACUUAAGGAAGAUCUAAGGAUCUUUUCUAAGAAUUUAAUCACAUGUAUCGUUGAAAUCUGCCCACGAACAGCAAACAGAGCAGCUUCCCUUCUUUUGUGUAGAAUUUACGUAGGAUAACAGAUUUUCAAGUGAAGAUUUCUGCAUGACAGUCGAGUCACGAGGUGUUCAACCUGUGACGCAAGGACUACAGCACAGCUCGGACUUUCAGCGUCUAAAUUAGAAAGAUUAGUAGACAGAUGUACAGCUCUGAUCUGAAGAGAUAAACCUCUGAUUCCCAGGGGGCCUCAUUCACUAAAAAUACUUAACAAAUACAGCUUUCACCUACGAAACGGUUUCAGUUUUCCAUGAAUGGCAUGUUUGGCUUUGUUCAUAAGCACAAACUCUGGCAUGUUUUUAAUGAAUGAGGCUUUCAGGGCUGAAGACGGGCCUCAUCUGCUCUUUGAUUCUUUUACGACAUCGUCAGAUAUUCUCUGAUACGCUUUUCCUCACACAAAUCUGUUGCAUCCGUUUUUAUACAGAACUUGUUUAUGUGUGAGUGUGUGUGAGUGUGUGUGUGUGUGUGCUGAUGCUCUCUGCUCCCAGGGUCUCCAUAGCUCUCAGGUUACUUGUGUUGGUGUGUGCUUACCGUGUGCUUCACACAUGUUCAAUGUUUGUCCCCUCAGAUGCCACCUCAGUCUUCCAGAUACGUCCAAUCCACAACACGGAUAUACACACACGCAUAGGUUUAUACUUCUGUUUUCGUGAGGACCCCACCACUAUAACAUAGUUAAAUGCCUGACCCCAGCUUUGAUCCUAAAACCUAAUCUAAACAGUCCCUAAACAAGUGAGGAUCUGCCAAAAAAUGUCCUCACUCGCAAGGUCUAAAACUCAAACCGGUCCUCACAAAGAUAGAUGUACAGAUUCACACUCAUCAGGUUUAAAAUGUCAGAGGUUAUAAACAUGCAACAGAGUGUUUAAAGGUCCUAAAACCGAAAUGACUGACUUAGAUAAUGAACAAACAAGUGAAUGGACUGACACGCCACUGAGAGCCAGGUUAUCCGACCGACCAAAUAUGUUGUGGGUGGGUUCAACCGUCUGUUCGUCACAAGAUUUGCAUGUUUUGCUUGGAGAGAAAUCACUCGUCUAAAGAAGCUUGUCUUUGCAGCCCGCUGACUGGGCAUCUACAUACAGUCUCUGAUUUCCUGUUAACACACCAUGAAGCCAUAAACCACAGGGAGACGAGAGUUGACAAAAGUCUAAUUAGCUGGAUAAUAGUUCAUUUUCCAGCUCUGUUAGAUGCAUCCUGGUCAGACAGCGUUUUAAAACCCUUUUUUAAAUUUCUUUCCUGCUUUUUAAUAUUAUUACGUCAUGGCUACUUGAUGAGACAUUGUUCACUGCAGUUCUGCUGUUUCUGAGUCUUUCAAGUCCAACUGAAAUUCAUUUGCGUGCGGUUAGUUUGCGCAAACAUCAGCGUCUGCUCUGUGGAUCAGAAAGGGUUUAAUUUAUAUUUUCAUUUUCAUGUCCUGUAAGUUCCUAGAGAAGAUGUGCAUUUGUCAAGUUAGUCCAAACCAUAGGCUAUAUAAAUAUGGACAAUAUUUCGCCACUUCCUGUCAUUGGCCAAGGAAAAGGAGAGUGUUUUCGUUUAAUUAGUACAGUCCUCUGCUCUACCACCACCACUUACAAGGAAAUGCUGUAUAAUACACUGUACUUAUUUUUAAAAAUUGUUUUUACAACUCUCAUGCCCCCAUGGGACCGCUUUACGGAGCGGUUGGCAUGGCAACUGGUGGUCGCCAUUAGGUUUCAUCCAGUUUCUAUAGCAUGGAAUAACUUACUAAAAGUAAACUUCCAAGAAAUUGAACAUGCAACAUUAUAUUAACUACCUAAAACACAAAAAAUAUGUGUCCGAAAUCAUUUAUUCACUCCCUAACCCCUGCUGCCUUGCAGGGUUUCAAUCCCAACAGCUUUCAGUCAGUACCUAGUAUAUACAGUCCAUAGAUACUACACGUAUCAACAUUUGACGCCUAGUUAAUGACGUCACUGCUGUCGCAUCAUUACGUAACAGACUGCCGCGGCUCCCUUGGUUAAGCCAUUAACAAUUUACACAUUAGUGAAACGUGAUGAUUUUGUAAACACGUAUGUGUGAUGUCCACGAAAUAAAAAGUAAAAUUCCGUUUUAAAAAAAGACGAAACUUAAAAAUGUGUCUCACUAACAGCCGCUAACGGCCAUUAACGGCGGCGCCGCUAGAGACGCAAUGCAUGAUGGGAUGUCCACCACCCGUUGAAUGCCGCCGUUAAUGGCCGUUAGUGGCUGUUAUAAUAUGAAACUUUUUUUUAAAACAUAAUUUUAUUUUUUAUUUUAAGAACAUCGCGCAUAUUUGUUCACAAAAUCACCACGUUUUAGUAAUGUGUAACUUAUAAUGGGAUAACGAGGGGAGCGCGGCAGUCUGACACGUGAUAAUGCGACUGUAGUGACGUCAUUAACUGCGCGUCAAACGAUGAUACGUGUGGUGUCCAUUGACUGUAUAUACUAGGUGGUGUCCAAAAGCUGCUGCGUUUGAGCUCACUUUAUAGUGAAACCCUACAUAGGCGUAACUACAGAAUGGCGUAACAAUUACACAGGGGCCUACACUGGGGUUAGGGGGCGAUUUCGGAUACUGGAGGUCAGAAAAACAUAUUUUUUUUAUUCACAGCCACUAGAGGGCGCAACAAGGGCAACAGACUUCAACCAGUUAGCAAGACAAACACAAGAUUUCUCCUUUAUUGCUAGUGUUUUAAACAGUUUUUCAGUUUAAUAAGACCAAAACACUUUAUAGGGGAAGAUAAAUUAACAAGUCUGCUUGACGUCAGUGCACCAUAGUCUGUCCAGCACAGCUAACUACACCUCAUCUACUCUUCAUCUACUCGCUCCCUCAUUCUCCUGUCGCCAGAUUAAAACAACGCAAUGAUUUCAGUUGGACUUUAGAUGCAUAAGUUUACAUGUUUCUUUACGAGCAGGUCAUUUCCAAGAGUCACCCUCAGAAUUAGUUUUAUAUUUUUCAGAUAUCUAUAUUUGCCAGGGUGACGUUUAUCUUUUUAAACAUUAUAACGACGUCGAGCUGUUCCAGGAUUUCUAAGUUUUCACUGGUUUUAAAUUAUCCUCUCUCGAGCCGUAAAAGGACUUGUUAUUUUCUUUUUCUUUUUUUUCAUACACAUUUUAUGCAUCUUAAUUAGGUGUGAAUGCCAGAUCAAUGCAACCAUUUACAUGCAUGUUGGACACAACAAACACAGUCAGAGUUAAGAGAAGUGAAUUUUGAAUGAGCAAAACUUCCUUGUAUAAAGUGACACAGAACAGCAUCGUGAACCAGCACAAUGUGUUGUUGUCGAUACACACAGGACAGACUGCGCCGGGUGCAGCUGAGCGUGUAAAGUAUUUUACACCAGAAAUAACCAGAUCUUGUGCAAAGUUUAAAUCAGCGGCUCAGAUUUGGCUCAGAUAAAUGUAAAAGUCUGGGCGCCGCCUGCCUGUGUGUGUCUCUGCUGUUCUGUUCACGUCAGCCUCAGUCUGUCAGCCGAGAUGAAAUGACGAAUAAAAGACCUUUUGGUUUGUCAUUAA
Messenger RNA from Mugil cephalus (flathead mullet), 13015 nucleotides. Its product is annotated as spectrin beta chain, non-erythrocytic 4-like. Gene Ontology annotation, molecular function: phospholipid binding; structural constituent of cytoskeleton; actin filament binding. Bases 503 to 8638 code for a protein of 2711 amino acids. Gene Ontology annotation, biological process: actin cytoskeleton organization. The record is from RefSeq and is a predicted model, not a curated record. Gene Ontology annotation, cellular component: cell projection; cell junction; plasma membrane. Lineage: Eukaryota; Metazoa; Chordata; Actinopteri; Mugiliformes; Mugilidae. The transcript has 43 exons.